GUACAAAAAAUAAUUCCAUGGCAACAUGGCAACCAAAAUGGCGAACAACGAAGAUCUUGCCCAAAAUAUGGAGGUUGCCGUCAAAAUACCUUUUGACGAGAAAGAAAUUGAAGCAUUAAUUUCACGACCGCAGUUAACAUCUUGGAAUAGAUGUGGCGUUAUAUUGACACAUGGAGCUGGUGGUGACAUGUUUCAUGAGCAUUUACAACUACUUGUGAAAUUCUUGUGUAACGCUGGUAUAUUAUGCCUCCGUUUUACAAUGAAGACGCCAAAUUUCAUGUAUCGAGUGAAGUGUUUUGCUGUAGUUGUGGACUUCUUGCGGCAGUCACAACAAUACCAAGUUAAUCAUUGUAUAAUUGGUGGUCGUUCUAUGGGAGCUCGAGUUGCAGCAGAAAUUGCAUCCACUUUGAGCAAGAAAAAAAAAUUUAUAAUUGGCCUGUUGUGUUUAUCCUAUCCUCUUCAUCCAGUAAGAAAGACUUCAGAACAAAGACUCUCCUCAAUCCUACCCCUUCGUAUACCCACAUUGUUCAUCAGUGGUACUCAAGAUGCCAUGUGUCAGCAAGAGCUGAUGAUGUCAGCUUUAGGAAGAUUGAAUUGCAAUUGGUCAAUACACUGGGUUGAGGGCGGUGAUCAUGCGUUGACAAUAAAAGGGGAAGAAGGAGUGUCUCACACAAAGCAAGAAAUUUUUGAAGACAUAGGCAAUGUUGUUGUUUUGUGGGCACAAUCUGUAUUUAUGGGUGAAAGAUAACAGAUUAUUUAAUCUUUUGAGGGAAAACUUACAUAGUGUUGUUCAAAAAACAUUAAAAUUUGAGCUACAUGAUAAAUCAACACCAAAAAAUAAAAUGUAUUGUGUAUUGUUUUAAAAA
This is a messenger RNA of Xenia sp. Carnegie-2017, 866 nucleotides long. Its product is annotated as testis-expressed protein 30-like. The record is from RefSeq and is a predicted model, not a curated record. Lineage: Eukaryota; Metazoa; Cnidaria; Anthozoa; Malacalcyonacea; Xeniidae.